GUGAUGAGGAAAUUGUUCCUCGGCUCAUAGUUUAAGGGUAGUGCUCUUAUAUUCUUUGGAAGUGGUGUUGCCUAAUACAAAGCGGUAGUACAUUUCAUGUGUUGAGUUGAUAAAUUUGAGUCAAGUUACAUAACUUUUGGGGGAAUCGACGGAGAAAAGGGAAUAUCGCUCUGUUUAACUUUUACAAGCUUUUGACGAAAUUGAAGUCUAGCGGUGGGCGGACUAGAAAUGGAGUACCGUGUUGCUGCACUCCUCUUUGUUUCUCUAUUUGCUUUCACAGCAGCCGAACCUGUUACAUUUAUUGAUUGUGGAUCCAAGGAGGGGAAAAUAUUGACCAUUGAAGUCAAUCCUUGUCCAAAGCAGCCUUGUGAACUUAAGAAAGGACAGUCUUAUUCUGUCAAUGUGACCUUCAACAGUGAGAUUGAAAGCAAGACCAGCAAGGCUGUGGUGCAUGGAGUCGUCGCUGGUCUUCCUGUUCCCUUUCCAAUUCCCAAUGAUGACGGCUGCAAAUCGGGAAUCGAGUGCCCUAUUCAGAAGCAGAAAACCUACAGCUAUGUGAACCAGCUGCCUGUAAAAGCUGAAUACCCUUGUAUAAAACUGGUUGUGGAAUGGGAGCUGAGAGAUGAUGGUAAUAAUGACCUCUUUUGUGUCAAAUUCCCAGUGCAAAUCACAAGUUAAGGCAGAGUGGAAAACGUUGUUUGCAAAAAAUACAUUCUGAAGAGGAAUUUUGCAAGUAGCAAGACACAGAGGUCUGGACAAGGAAUAAUCAAAUGAUGAAUCAGUGGAUUAAUACAUUUUAAUGUUUAUAUCAGUUUAAAUUUGGCUGAUAUAUAAAACAUCCUUGGCUUUUAAUGUAAAAAUACCUGAGAGAAUGUUGAAUAAUUUAUUCAGAAUCUCGGUAUUGAAAAUGUAGAUUUUGAAAGGGUCCUCUACAACAAUGGUAAAAUAUUUUCAGACUUUUUCUAACUUGUUUUUAUUUGAGGAAUUGCCAAAUAUUACCUUAACAAUGUAAUGUUCUUUUCAGAGAACACAGGAUAAUGUUAUAUAUCUUUUGGGGGGGACAUUUUCCUUCAUCUUCUUUUAAAGAGUAUUCAGAAACUUACAUUUCCAGUUUGAGAUGCUGGAAUUCAAUUUUAUUUGUACUAUUGCACCCUAAUUAUUUAUCAGUCCCUUAAACUAUUUUAAGUGAUUUUUCUUUAGCUGCUGUGUAAACUAACAAUUUUCAUAUGAAGUUAACAUUUUCUAUAAUUAUUUUAUUGUGUUACCUAACUUGUUUGGUCUAUGGCUAUGAUGUUCAGUUCAAGCUUUCUGUGAUUUAAAAGUUAUUUUGUAGUUUUCAAUAUUUUUACACAAAUUUUACACUUUGUAUAAACUGAAACUUUGGUAUGUAACAAUUUAAAAUGGAAGUGUUCUGAGUCUCAGCAUGUUUGAACAAGAUAGUUGAACAGGUAGAUCAUGAUAUGUGCAUCUCCUUUCAUUGUUGCCUUUUCUGUUUAUCUGGUCACUUAUCAUGUUUUCUGUGGCAUUAAGUCAGAUAAGAAUCUAGCACAGUAGAUGUAGCCCAAUUCAUCACUGGACAACAAAAUGUAUCUGAAUUAAACAAAGGUUUACAUGAAUUUGUUACAGUAAUACCAUUCCCACCUGUCUUAAAUAAAAAGUAAAUUGUUGCAAGAGA
Lepisosteus oculatus (spotted gar) is the source of this 1675-nucleotide messenger RNA. Its product is annotated as NPC intracellular cholesterol transporter 2. Lineage: Eukaryota; Metazoa; Chordata; Actinopteri; Semionotiformes; Lepisosteidae. Gene Ontology annotation, biological process: intracellular cholesterol transport; cholesterol efflux. The record is from RefSeq and is a predicted model, not a curated record. Gene Ontology annotation, molecular function: cholesterol binding.